AUGGGUAGUAAACAAGAGGAAUGGCCAGGUCCGUCAACAAGUCAGCCGGGUCCUUCAAAUUCACAUAUUGUUAUUAAUCCACUAGCGGGUCAAUAUGGUGAAAUUGCUGAAAUACCACCAUUUCGAGGCAAAAAGGCAAAGCCGAAAAAACCGGUACCCGAACCGAUCGAUCCGGAAACGGCACGUCUUCGAUUACUAGCCGAAAAACGACGAUGUGUAGCAAUAUCGAAAGCGUAUAAUCUUUUCACUGAUGAAGAAAUUCAACAAUUACCACCUGAAAUUGUACCAAGAAGUAUUUAUUUUGGUGCAAUUGAUGAUGAUAUUGAGACGGGUACAAAUCAAAUAGAAAAUGAAAUAGAACAUGAAAUUGAGGAUGAACAACAACCAAUUAUGGAAAUUGUUCGACCAAAUAGGGGACGAAUUCGACAAGUUGUUCAUGAUCGAUGGAUUCGGUUUAGAAAUGUGAGUAAGAUUUAUUUUUAAAAUAUUGAAAACUUUUGAGAAAUAGUCUUUCAUUUCACUUUCAGGCUAUAGUUUGCGGAAAAAAACGGAGUUCAAUUGUAAAAUUAAAAGUGACACACAUUUUUUUCGAAUUUUUCCAAAUAAUUUUUUGAAAUAAUUUUUUAGAGAAAUAUUUUUUUAAAAGUUAUGAUGUGGGUUGUGGGGUGAACCUUUUUAUCGAUUGAUGUAAUAAAAUACGAGUACGAUUUUCUUCAAAAAAAGUAUCAAAUUAUUCCCGUAACCUGUACAAAUCUUGAACAAACCCUAUUACUUUCGGGAACAUUUCUUAUUUUUAAAUAAAAAUUUUUGGAACUAUAAAACUAUUUAAAACUAAUAAAACUAUUUUUAAAAAAACAACGAGAAUUCCUACAUCUAAAUCUUUAGAAUCCUUGAAGCAUUUUCCAUGACGUCAAAAAUUGUUGCUAUCAACACUUUUCGGAUAUAUGUUUUCAAUUCUCUGAAAUAAAAACAUGUAAACAUUUUUUUCAUUCGCAGAAAGCUUCUUUUUUCAAUUCUAGAAUCUUUGAUAACUUUCAAUUUUUAUGAAUUUGAAAAAUCUAAAAAUUCAUUCAUGACAUCAUAUUUUCAACAAACCAAGCUCAAAAUAUUCAUUAAAGAGAUUAUUCUCAUCACAUCACACUUUUACCGGAUUUGGCGAUUCAAAUUUUUUGUGAAAAAAAAGAACCAAGUUUCGAAUAUAAUUAUUAUCUUUCAAAAACUAUACACAGUUUUUUGAUACGUGAAUUAUUUCAAAAUAACAGAAGAGUAUGUGCUGAACUUUCAGACCUACCACAAUUUUCCUCAAUCAUUUUAUGUCAAACUCUUAUCUGUACAGUUUUUCGUUGAUAUAUAGGCUUCUCGGAAAAUUUUUAAUCAUUGUAAACAAAUGUUUUCUGUGAAUAUUUUAAUUUUCAAAUUAGUUUAUUGCAUUCAUUCUUUUUAUUUGAAAGAAAAAUUUGAAUGAAUCAAGGAAUUUCAAAUAGAUUUUUUUAUGAAAAAAGAAUCUUGCACAUAAUUAGUGGCUUGCAUUUCAUUGCAUAUAAUACAUUUCAUAUUCCAGCUUCAUUUUUUUGAAUAAAUUUUGCUAUGCAAUAUUUUUUUUCAAAACUUUCUAGAUUACCAUAAAAUUUCUUUAUUGAACCCAGUUUUUCACAUAAAAUCAAUACAAAAGUUUUUUAUGACAUUUGAAGAGAAAAACAAAUUUGGUUGUUGUCUCGAAAUGUUUUUUGCAUUACGAAAACUUUCAAAGCCUCCAAUAUUUUUAAUUAUCAAGAAUCCGCCCCAAAAAUAUUUUUUGUUAUUUAUUCGUUUUCCAAGAAAGAUACAAAAUUGAAGCUUAUAGGAUACAUUUCUCUCAUUUUCAGAAGUUUUUUUGGCAUUUUCAUUAUGAGCGUUUUUUUUUCGAAUAAUUAUAAUACACACAUCACCCUGACAACUCUUCUUUAUUUUUCGUAAUGUUCUCACAGGGUAACCCUAUAAGCUUUGAUUUGAGAUUUUCAAUUUCAUAGAUUUUGAGGCUGAACACGAUAUUGUUAUUCAAAUUUGCUCGCAGAUUCUUCUGAACUCUAGGCUAUAACUCUUGUCUUCGGAGCUUCACAACUUGCCUCACGAAUUCAUUCUUAGAUUUUUUUUUUGAAAAAAAGGAAAAAGAAAAAAAUUCUCAAAAUCUAUUCAAAAAAACAUAAAAUUUUCCCUUGCCAAUAAUUUCAAAAAUCAAUGGCAAACAAAAAUAUAAUGUGAUGUGUCUGAAAAAAUCACAUUAACGAAAAAUGAUUUAUUUUGAUGCAAAACUAAUAUUUCAACUUCAUCUCCCGUUUGCUCCUCUGUCUUCAUUUUCUUCUUUAUUUUCUUCAAUAAAAUAAAGUUGUGAGCUCGGCCAGCCACAAACCACCCACAGAUGUUUUCCCUCCCCCAAAAAAUGCGUUUUUUUGCGUCCUGCAACAAAAUGAAGAGAAAAAGAAGAGGAACGAAAUUAAAUCCAAUAGCUGCAGACAUUUUUCGUGCGUGUCUCAAAAUAGGAAAAGAUCCAUUAAGUGCAGCUUUUUGUUGCUGAAAUUCAUCAUUUUUGUCGUGUUAUUUAGUUAGUUCUCUCUUUUUUUUGCGUUGUUUUCUCUAGAGAGUUUCUUUUACACGAAAAUCUGUGAACACUACCCAGCAGAUGUCUAUUUAUUGAUCAGUCGCCAACGAAAUUUGUCACCCUUUUCCUGCCCCUUUCAAUACAUAUAAGAAAAAAAAAGAAAAUUGAACUUAUUAGAACUACGUUUCAUUUUUUUUUAUUUUUGCAAAAAAAAAUAAAUUUUUUCAGUUUUUCCGACGCAUCCGACAAGUAAUAAUGUCAAAUUUCUUCGACUCUUACGCACCAACCGCUCAUCAUGGAAUGAUGGGAACUACUGAAGAAGAAUCAUUGGCGAUUGAGCAUCGAAGCAGAACUGUGAUUCCAGAAGAGGAGAAGAUGCAUGUGCAUAUGCUUUAUAUUCGACAAAUGGAAGGUUUGUAAAAGUUUUUGAUUUUUUAGUAGAAGUUCAGAGAUAGUUUUUGAGAUUUAGCCCCACUGAUGUCAUUUUGAGCGCUUUAUGUUCAGAAUUCUUAGGGUUCGUGAACUAAACAUUUUCUUAACAAUAUAAAGUUAGCAUCUGAACAAGAUGAUCUUUCUCCUUCAGAAAAAUGCAAGUUUUAAGAUAAGAUUCACGAUUUGCCCGUUUUGUUUUCUUGCUUUCCAAAACAUAAAUAUUAUUUUUAGAAUGAACAAAUAUUUGGACUUCAGGGAAAUUAUUUUUGCUGAAAUUGUUUUUAUAGUACCGUAGACAAAGUGCGGUAACUACAAAUUAUACAAUUUUCCAAACAAAAAAGAUUGAAGAAUGAAUUGUGUGCUAAACUUUGGAAAUUGUAUUUGCUGAAAAUUUUGCAAGAUAAAAUGUUGUUAAGCCACCUCAUUUAAUUUCAAAUCAGUUUUUAAUUAUGCAGUUGUUUUUUGAAAAAUUCCAUAAUUUCAAAUAUGAGUUUUUUGUGGUGUUUGGUUGUUACCACAAAAAUACUCAUGACAAAACUAUGAAUCAGUACUCGUGAUUUUUUUUUUGGUUUUUUUGUUUCACGGGAAAAAAAACAUUCAUUGUCUUAUUUUCACAAAUUGAACAAUGGAAGAAAAUUUCUAUGAAAACAUGAGAAAAUCCGAUUUCACAAUUAUGAAAAAAAUUAAGGAUUAAAAAAAUUUGAAACUCAUUAUUUAGAAGGUUACAUUCAACCGAUUUCUAAAAUCUGAAUGUGUUAUUUUCAUAAAUAACGGAAAACAUCGAUACCUACUGUUUUUCAUUACUAACUUUUAUUUUUUUACGAUUUCAAUUAUAAUGUGAAAAGCUUCAAUUUUCAAAAUUUGGAUUUGAAUUCUCUCUAUUUUAGUUAUUUUGAAAUUCAGUAUCUUGUAGUUACAGUAAUACAAAUCACUUUAGUAAAAAAAAAUAAUUUCCCUCGAGUCCUAUUAUUCUUCACCAAAAUAACCUGUUUUCUCCAAAAUAUGCAAACAAGUGCUCUUACCCUUCUAAACAAAAUUUUUGAGAAUCGUUAUCUGAAAACCUAUAUUUUCAGCUAACCAAAGACCGACACCAUAUGUCGAGCCAACCUAUGGAGAUCGUAAAACAAAAGUGUCGCAAGAGUACAUUGACUUUGUCAUGUACAAAGGUGAUUAUUCAUUUUCAUUUUCUUCUUGCAAGCAGGGAAAACAAAAGCAAUAAAUAAAUAACACUUCUUCAGAUUUGCAACCUUUGGUCGAGUUGAAAAAAUGGAAAACCGAAGAGAAUUGCUUGAAAACCAAUGUGACAGAGGCUCGAAAUGCGUUGAAUAAAGUGAGCAAAGUUCCAAAGAAAAUUGAUGAGGAAGAAGAAGAAACUGAAGAUCCAAAAGCUUCUGAUCCAUUGCUAGUCCCUGACAAUGAGAGACAGGUAUUUUUAAGAUAAUUAUUGAAUGAACUCCCAAGUUUAUUUUUGCAGGGUACUUCAAAAGACGCUUAA
This is a messenger RNA of Caenorhabditis angaria, 4505 nucleotides long. The record is from the annotation of a GenBank genome assembly. Lineage: Eukaryota; Metazoa; Nematoda; Chromadorea; Rhabditida; Rhabditidae.